AUGAAAUUCUGGAGGGUCAAGCAGGCGAUAUCCUCGAGCUCCUGUAGAUCUCUUUCAAUACUGUGCCGGGGCGAGAGAAUUAGUCGCGACGAGCUCUACAAAUAUACGAAUGGACGCUUCUUAGCCAGGGAGAAGGGUUUAUGCGACCAGAGAUAA
Molecule: messenger RNA, 156 nt
Organism: Plenodomus lingam JN3
Lineage: Eukaryota; Fungi; Ascomycota; Dothideomycetes; Pleosporales; Leptosphaeriaceae
Source: RefSeq, a predicted model, not a curated record